This is a messenger RNA of Asparagus officinalis (garden asparagus), 2339 nucleotides long. RefSeq names its product alpha-L-arabinofuranosidase 1-like. Gene Ontology annotation, molecular function: alpha-L-arabinofuranosidase activity. Lineage: Eukaryota; Viridiplantae; Streptophyta; Magnoliopsida; Asparagales; Asparagaceae. Gene Ontology annotation, biological process: L-arabinose metabolic process. Bases 158 to 2152 code for a protein of 664 amino acids. The transcript has 18 exons. The record is from RefSeq and is a predicted model, not a curated record.
CUCUACUGCUCCCUUUGAAAAAAAAAAAGAGAAAAAAAAUAGAAAAAGGUUCUCUCUAUAAAGACCCCCCAAACCCCUUCCCUCAAAAUUAAACCCGAAUUCAAUCUUCAUCCUCUUUGGGCCUACUGUUGAAUUGGUUUUUUUGGUGUACAAGGAGAUGAUGAUCGGCCUUCAGAGGACAACUUCUGGUGUCUUGUUUUGUGCUCUGUUCUUGAUAUCAGCUUCUUGUAAGAGCUUUGCCUAUGAUUUGGAAGUAAAUCAGACAGCAUUCCUCAAGAUAGAUGCAUCACCACAAUCAGGGCGGAAGAUUCCUGACCAUCUAUUUGGUAUAUUUUUUGAGGAGAUCAACCAUGCAGGAGCUGGUGGGAUAUGGGCAGAACUUGUCAGCAACAGAGGAUUUGAAGCUGGAGGGCCAAACACUCCUUCAAACAUUGAUCCAUGGGGCAUCAUUGGGAAUGAAACUUUCAUUAAUGUGUUAACUGAUCGGUCAUCUUGUUUCAACCGUAACAAAGUUGCCCUUCGUAUGGAAGUUCUUUGUGACCCGGUGGGAUGCCCAGAUAGUGGUGUUGGCGUAUAUAAUCCCGGAUAUUGGGGCAUGAAUAUUGAACAAGGGAAGACAUAUAAAGUUGUUCUUCACGUUAUGUCAUCUGGCUCAUUGAACUUAUCAGUUUCUCUUACGAGUUCAGAUGGAAUGCAGACCCUGGCUUCUAAUAAUAUAAUAGCUUCAGCUUCACAAGUGUCAAAUUGGACAAAAAUAGAGUUUCAGUUGGAAUCGAAAGGAACAAAUAGUAAUUCCAGACUUCAGUUAACGACCAAUCACAAAGGAGUUAUCUGGUUGGAUCAAGUAUCAGUGAUGCCUACAGACACCUAUAAGGGGCACGGCUUUCGGAAGGAACUCAUUUCAAUGAUAGAAGGAAUACAACCGAGAUUUAUAAGAUUUCCAGGCGGAUGCUUUGUUGAAGGUGAAUGGUUAAGAAAUGCAUUCAGGUGGAGAGAAUCAAUUGGUCCAUGGGAGGAGAGGCCUGGACAUUUUGGUGAUGUCUGGAUGUAUUGGACCGAUGAUGGACUUGGAUAUUAUGAGUUUCUUCAGCUUGCUGAAGACCUUGGCGCCGCCCCUAUUUGGGUCUUCAAUAAUGGAAUCAGCCAUCAGGAUGAAGUUGCUACAAGCAGCAUUGCACCUUUUGUGAAGGAUGUUCUUGAUAGCAUUGAGUUUGCUAGGGGUAGCACUAAUUCAACAUGGGGCUCCGUGAGAGCAGCAAUGGGACAUCCAGAACCUUUUGAGCUGAAAUAUGUUGCAAUUGGAAAUGAAGAUUGUGGAAAACCCAAUUACCGAGGGAAUUACCUUAAGUUCUACGAUGCAAUAAGAAAUGCGUAUUCAGAUAUUAAGAUGAUUUCAAACUGUGAUGGCUCCUCUCGCCCAUUGGAUCAUCCAGCUGAUCUGUAUGAUUUUCAUGUUUAUAAUAGUGCUAAUACCUUGUUCAACAUGGCUAAUCAAUUUGAUAGAACAUCACGUACUGGUCCCAAGGCUUUUGUUAGUGAGUAUGCGGUUACUGGAAAAGAUGCUGGUACUGGUAGCCUCUUAGCUGCAUUAGCUGAAGCUGCAUUCCUUAUUGGAUUGGAAAAGAACAGUGAUGCUGUUGAGAUGGCAAGCUACGCCCCUCUCUUGGUCAAUACAAAUGAUCGUCGGUGGAAUCCCGACGCCAUUGUCUUCAAUUCCUGGCAACAAUAUGGAACUCCUAGCUACUGGAUGCAACAUUUCUUUAAGGAAUCAAGUGGAGCAACCCUUCUUCCAGCCACUAUUCAAGCUAAUUCAUCAGUUCAUGUGGUUGCAUCGGCAAUUAUUUGCCGAAGUUCAGAAGAUAACAGCGAAUACUUACAAAUAAAGGUUGUGAACUUUGACAAUGAGCCUGUAAACCUGAUGUUCUCUGUUUCUGGUUUGCAAAAUACUGUCAACUCAUCGGGAUCAAAGAUGACUAUUCUUACAUCUAGUAAUGUAAUGGACGAGAAUUCCUUCCAAGAACCAAAUAAGGUCGUGCCAAUUCAGAGUACGCUACAAAAUGCAGGUCCUUUGAUGAACGUCGUGCUUUCUCCACAUUCCUUUACUUCAUUUGAUCUAUCGCUUGCGUCGCCAUCUCUUAUAUCUUCAAUGUAGAGCAAUCAAGAAGAUACGAAUAUACAAAUAGAAUAGAAGGGUUAAAUGGUUAGAAAGAAAAGAAGAGGUUGUGUUGUAAGUAUGGAAAAUAUGUUUACAGCUUGGUGUAUUGAAAGAUCCAGUUAUUUAUAUUGGGUUUGAAUAUACGAUAAUAAUGAAUAAAGAGAAAUUUAGUACAUUGUGUUUC